Molecule: messenger RNA, 1644 nt
Organism: Aspergillus tanneri
Lineage: Eukaryota; Fungi; Ascomycota; Eurotiomycetes; Eurotiales; Aspergillaceae
Product: putative hexokinase
Exons: 1
Coding region: 1-1644 (547 amino acids)
Biological process (GO): glucose 6-phosphate metabolic process; intracellular glucose homeostasis; glycolytic process
Cellular component (GO): cytosol; mitochondrion
Molecular function (GO): fructokinase activity; D-glucose binding; glucokinase activity
Source: RefSeq, a predicted model, not a curated record
AUGUCGGCUCCUCUUUUCAAAGUCUUGCACAGGAUGCAAGAGCUCUUUUCAAACAUCGUUGCGGCACUAGAGGCCAUGCUCCUCUUCCCCUCGUUGUUCCGUGGCUCCUCUCGUAAAUGCCAGAAACCAUUCCACAGAGCGUAUUGGCGACCUCGCACUCUCAAUGAGCUCGCAGACGAAGUCGACCAGCUAUUCACGGCGCCGUUGUCCAUACAGAACAUGGUCACAAUGUCGGAGAAGAUCCGGGAGCAAUUCAGGUCUUGUCUACAGUCCAGCCCGGUGUCCAUGCUACCGUCUUACAACCAUGCGCUGCCGUCGGGGACAGAGAAGGGGACAUAUCUGGCUCUUGAUGUGGGAGGGUCCACUUUCCGGGUAGCUUUGAUUGAGCUGCGUGGGAAAGGUGAUAUGCACAUUGUCAAGGUCACCACGUCGCCCAUAGAUAACGACGUAAAAUUGUUGGAGGGAACGCUGUUCUUCGACUGGAUGGCAGAGAAGAUCGAUACUAUGUUAAGCGAAGUCAGUGCUAAUUACGGAAGGGGGUUGGUUCCACUGUCUAUGGGCUUGUCGUGGUCAUUUCCGAUUGAGCAGACCUCGAACAGCAGUGGAUUGGUGAUUCACAUGGGCAAAGGAUUCCUGUGCUCCAAUGGCACAUUAGGGCAGGAACUGGGAGACCUCAUUGUACAAUCCUGUCGAAAGCGGAGCCUUAAUGUACAGGUGGAUGCUAUUGUCAAUGACAGUUCCGCUGCGCUCCUUUCCCGGGCCUACGUCAACCCCAGAACGCGCAUGUCCCUUAUCCUGGGAACUGGAACCAACGUGGCUAUCCAUUUCCCUGUACACCAAAUAGGCUUGGCAAAGUUCGGUACUAGGCCGCUUGGUUGGUUUGACUAUGCGAAAUAUGUCAUUGUUAACAGUGAAAUGAGUAUGUUUGGUGGCGGAAUUCUUCCUAUGUCGCGAUGGGAUGACGUCCUUAACCGUACACACCUUCGACCAGACUACCAGCCUCUGGAAUAUAUGAUUACUGGACGCUAUCUUGGGGAGAUAGUCCGGCUCAUCAUCGUGGAAGCGGUGGAAACUGCUAACUUGUUUGGAGGCGAACUACCCCACUCUAUGCGUGAUGCCUAUUCGUUCGACACAAGCAUUGUUGCUGCUCUCGAGGCUGAUAUAACACCCUCGUUGACAUCUUCGGCCACCCUUCUUCAAAAGGAACAUUCUUUCAGCACCUCCCCAUCCAUAGACGACCUGCGUUUUCUACGGCGAGUCUGCCAAACUGUUUCGAAACGAGCAGCGGGAUAUCUGGCAACGGCAAUCCACAGCAUGUGGUGUUUGCGCAACGAGGCCGAGUUCUCCGACACCACCAAUUCAACGACAUCCUCCAUCAAGGAGACUCAGGACGUCACUGUUGUCGAGACCGAGGGCCACCGUCAAAGUUUAUCCAUUGCGUGCGAUGGCAGCGUCAUAAACAAAUAUCCCGGAUUUAGGGAUCGUUGCCAGACAUACAUCUACCAGCUAAUACAGGAGACCAACGCAUCCCAAGGAUCACUGAACGAGGCUUCAAACCCUUCCGUCAGCCUUGAACUCGCACCAGAAUGUGCGAUUCUGGGAGCUGCGGUUGCCGUCGCCGUCGCCGAUACGAAACCUGAAUGA